Molecule: messenger RNA, 2083 nt
Organism: Humulus lupulus (European hop)
Lineage: Eukaryota; Viridiplantae; Streptophyta; Magnoliopsida; Rosales; Cannabaceae
Exons: 5
Coding region: 219-1730 (503 amino acids)
Biological process (GO): transport
Cellular component (GO): membrane; Golgi apparatus
Source: RefSeq, a predicted model, not a curated record
UGAUAACUCCUCCUCGUCCGCCAACUCUUUGACCUUCAUCUCACAAGACUAGUUAGUGAGAAGUAAGUAGCAGUAAGUAAUGCUAGUCUCUUCAAUUAGUAGAAGAUCUCAGAUUCUCACUUCACACUCUUCUCAAUCUGUUCUGAUCGUUUCAGAUCCAGAACCUUUUUCUAUUCCUUCCGUACAAUACUAGGGUUUCCCUGCUGUCCUUUUCAACAAUGUCGUGGGUUUCGGCCUUGUCUUUGGCUCUACUCUCCGUUUUAAGCUUCGUUUGUAUCGAAGCCUCGGUCCACGACUACGCCGCUGUCAAAUUCUCCGCCAAAGGAAAUGCCUUCGUCGUUCAUGGAGGCAGCGAGGGGAUUUACUAUUCUAUCCCUGGUCGCAAUGAGACUGAUAUCUCUGCUGAUGGAGACUCUUUCAUACGCUUUGAAAAAGUUACAUUUCGGAGAGCCAGUGACUAUACAAAUUUUAGCUCAGGUUUGGUCCACGCAAUUAUUUUUGAGGUGGAAGAUAGAGAAACAAUUGGGGGUUCAGCCUACGGCGGUCAAAGAGCAGUAUGUUGCACGGGGGAUCUUGCAAAAUUGGGUGUGUGUAAAGAAGGAGAAGUCAUUCACCGCCCUUCAUCUAAGAAUCCCGAUUGGCCUCAAAUUUUUGGUGUCUCAUUUGAUGUAAACAAAGAAGUUACUACAUUGCAAUCAAAGUCCAUAGAGAUUACUAGAACAGGAAUGUAUAACUUGUAUUUCAUACACUGUGAUGUUAGGCUUAAGGAUGUGGUUGUAGAGGGGAAAACAGUAUGGAAAAACCCGAAUGGAUAUCUACCUGGUAGAAUGGCACCUCUUAUGAAAUUUUAUGGGUUCAUGUCAUUUGCUUUUGUAGUACUAGGGCUCUUUUGGUUCUCACAGUAUGCAAGAUUUUGGAGAGAAGUUCUUCCUCUGCAGAACUGCAUUACUCUAGUAAUAACGCUGGGUAUGUUGGAAAUGGCUUUGUGGUACUUUGAUUAUGCAGAAUUCAACGAGAAUGGAAUCAGGCCAACUGGGAUAACUCUAUGGGCUGUCACCUUUGGUGCUAUUAAACGUACUGUUGCACGAUUGAUCAUUUUAAUGGUGUCCAUGGGUUAUGGUGUUGUCAGACCCACCUUGGGUGGAAUUACAUCAAAGGUAAUUAUGCUUGGAGCAACCUUCUUCGUGGCAUCUGAAGUUCUUGAGAUGGUAGAAAAUGUUGGUGCAGUCAGCGAUCUUUCUGGGAAGGCAAGAUUGUUUUUGGUUCUUCCUGUGGCUGUAUUGGAUGCUUUCUUCAUCCUUUGGAUAUUUUCAUCCCUCUCAGCAACCUUAAAUAAGCUUCAGGCCAGGCGAAUGUUGGUUAAAUUAGAUAUUUAUAGGAAGUUCACAAACGCUUUGGCAGUGGCUGUUAUUGUUUCCGUUGGUUGGAUAUGCUAUGAGCUUUACUUCAAAUCGAAUGAUAUUUACAAUGAGCAGUGGCAAAAUGCUUGGAUUAUCCCUGCAUUUUGGCAAGUCCUAUCUUUUUCGGUUCUCUGCGUCAUCUGUGCUCUUUGGGCCCCAUCCCAGAACUCAACGAGGUAUACUUACUCCGAUGAUGGAAGUGAAGAGUUUGACCGUGAUGAUACAACUUUGACACUCAUAAAACCAUCUCCAAUCCCUUCCAAAGAUGUUCGGCCUGUGCCAGAAGUCAGAUCUCUGGAUGGUGAUUUGGAAGAAGACAAGACAGAAUAGUGUAGAACUGUGCCUGCGAUAUAUUCAUACCAUCUUAGUAAUUAUUUAUACCGGAGAGGAAGAUUGAGUGGGUGAAAGACAGGAAUACUCCACUUUGAGAUGGUGCCCUUUUAGCUUUUUGUUAAUUUUUGUUCAUGUUACUUUUCCGUAGCUAUUUGUUUAUUCGGUUAUUACUUAUUAGAUUGAAUAUUAACGUUGUCAUGAAAAAAAAAAUCAUUGCUUAAUGGAAUUCUGUGCUCAGAACCAUAGCCUUUUAGAUUUAGAUGUAUACUAUGUACUACGAUGCUCGAAUGUGACAUUGACUUGCUUUGAUGAAAAUUGAUUAUGUAAUAUUUUUGGUUCAAGUAGGUGCA